GCAUGCUGAUUCCAAAACCUAUCCAGUGAUACGGGCGUCGGACUCAGAGCCUAAAAAAGAUAAUAAAAAUCAUCGUCAGGAAACAAUAUAGGAUUCAAGAUUCACUCAGUGUCGCUGAUCCAAUCUGAGAGAAGCUAGCCGUUAUGCCUACUCCUCCGGAUGAAGCUGGCGAUGCCCAGACGGGUGAAGUUGCCAUGGAGACCAAUACUGAUCCUCCGCCCUCAGAGACUGAAUCAGGAGCUGAUAAAACUCAAGAUGUGGAGCAAGCAGAGGACCAUACCCACCAAUCCUCUGUUGCCGUUCCUUCCGAUCCUACCUCAGAACCUCUUGGUCCCCAACAACCUGUCUCACUGCACCCCUCUUGCACCCCUAGUGACCAAACAAUACCUUUAGAGGGUGAGGCGCAAAUGCCUUCUGAGCAGUACCCCUCACUUGUGACACACAUAUCACAUGAUCAACAACAAUCUGAAGACACAGCUCUUAAAGUGUCUGCUGAAAUUGCUAUUGAUUCAUCAGUUCUAGCCCAAUUAGAAACAGAAUUACAAGACAUUGCCACUCCAGCAGAGUCUGAACAUGAUGUUCAUGUUAAAACAGAAGAAAUCAAAGCAGAAAUACAAAAUGAAAAUACCAGUGACUUUGAAAAUAUGCAAACAAAAGAAGCAAAUGCCUCAGACACUUCACAAUCUGACGGUUCAUCCACAAGGGCACGCACUAAGAGAUCUGCGUCUAUAGAAAUGUUUGGCUCUUUCUUCCCUGAGCAGAAUGUAAAAGUGGGUUCUAAGACCAGAAACAGAGGGGGCCCUCAAGGGAUGUAUGUUCCUGGAGCAAGGGUGAAAAGGUCAGGAUCAGUAGAAAUGUUUGGCUCGUUCUACCCAGCUCACAAAAUUGGAGCUGAUUCAGUUUCUGGAAAUAGUGGAAAUCUGCAACGUGUUUCUGUUCCAGGAGCAAGGGUAAAAAGGUCAGGAUCAGUAGAAAUGUUUGGUUUCUCUUUUCCAGAAAAGAAAAAAGAUGAAAAUGUAGAAGAUGAUUUUUCAGAUACUGACAGUGUGAAGAGUGGUAGUAUGCGCAGAUUCUCUAUACCCCAAGCACGCACUACAAGGUCAGGAUCAGUGGAAAUGUUUGGGUUUUCUUUCCCUGAAAACAAAAACGAGGAUGGUUCAAAUAUGAGGGAAAGUGACAAAUUGCCAAGGUUUUCCGUUCCUCAGGCAAGGGUUAAAAGGUCUGGCUCUGUAGAGAUGUUUGGGUCCUUCUAUCCAGUUGGCAAAGAGCCCAGGGAGAGAUCGAACAGUGAUGCUAGUCAAAAGAGCGAUCAGCUUGAACCAAAGUCUGUUCCUUAUGCACGAGUUAAACGGUCUGGGUCUGUCGAAAUGUUUGGGUCCUUUUACCCAAGCGACAAGGCGGGAAGAAGCACAGAGGUUGUUGAGGAUGUUGAAGAGAAAAAUGGAUGUCAAUCCUCUUGUGAGAAACCUGCCAUCAUGAACCAAGGUAGUGCUUCAUCACUGCAUGCUAUAGUGGAAGCUGAUGAUGAUCGUGCAGGAGUACAAGAUGGGACAGAUACAGGAGGAAGAACUAGACUGCAACCAUUGCAUGUUCCAAGAGCAAGGGUAAAGAGGUCAGGUUCAAUAGAAAUGUUUGGCUCAUUUUACCCUCCUCAAAAUGCUGGAGCAGAUUCAAGGUCUGGGGCAAGCGGGAAGCUCUCUCCCAUCUCUGUACCUGGGGCUCUUUCCAUCUCUGUACCUGGGGCACGGGUAAAGAGGUCAGGGUCUGUUGAAAUGUUUGGUUUCACUUACCCCGAGAAGAAGCAAGAUGAAGGUAUUGAGGAUGAUUCUCUAGAAAGUGAUGCUCGUAAUCGUGUGGUGCGACGAUUUUCUAUUCCUCAGGCACGUACCACAAGAUCUGGCUCAGUAGAGAUGUUUGGAUUCUCUUUCCCUGAAAAGAAAAAUGAAGGUGAUACAGAUGAAGACAUCCCUGAUAAUGCAGUUGAAAGGAGAAGUGAAGUCCGAAGAUUCUCUAUCCCCCAAGCACGUACUACCAGGUCUGGUUCAGUAGAAAUGUUUGGCUUUUCUUUCCCUCAAAGUAAAAUUGGUGAAGGUGAGAAUGCAGAAAACACUAUGAAACACCAAAGUAGAUGUCCAUGGGCAAGAGUGAAAAGGUCAGGUUCUGUUGAAAUGUUUGGAUUCUCUUACCAAAAGAAGAAAUCAGAUGCAAGUUCUGGUGGGAGAGAUCGCUCAGAGAGUGAAGGUAGCAGUGACUCUAUGCAACGGUUUUAUGUGCCCCAAGCACGCACCAAAAGGUCUGGGUCGGUAGAAAUGUUUGGAUUCUUAUAUCCUGAAAACAAAAUCGCAGAAGGAUCGAAUGGAGGCCGUCUACGACCAAAGUUUGUUCCCAGAGCUCGAGUCAAAAGGUCUGGGUCAGUUGAAAUGUUUGGCUUCGGCUAUCCACCAGACAAAACCGAGGGAGGUUCAGAAGAUAUUUCUGAUGGUGAUAAUCAAAGUAUUGUCCGACGCUUUUCAAUCCCUCAAGCACGUACCACAAGAUCAGGGUCAGUUGAAAUGUUUGGAUUCUCCUACCCUGAGAAGAAAAGCAAUGAAGAUCAACAGGAUGAUGAUGAAGAUUCUGAUAACGUCAGGCGAGCAAGUGGGGAAAUGCGAAGAUUUUCUAUACCCCAUGCACGCACUUCAAGGUCAGGGUCGGUGGAAAUGUUUGGAUUUUGUUAUCCUGAAAAGAAAGAUGAUGGUUCAGAGCAUGAACAGGGUAGUAAUUUGCGACGAUUUUCUAUCCCCCAAGCAAGGGUAAAAAGAUCCGGGUCCUUAGAGAUGUUCGGUUUCUCUUAUCCUGAAAAUAAAAAUGGGUCAGGUUCAAGUGUUACAGGAAGUGGCAAUCUGCCAAGGUUUUCCAUUCCCCAUGCAAGGGUUAAAAGGUCUGGGUCUGUUGAAAUGUUUGGGUCGUUCUAUCCAGCUGCUAAAGAUUCCAGGGAGAGAUCAGACAGCGACGAAAGUCAAAAGAGCAAUGAUCGUGAUCGAAGAUCUCUUCCCUUUGCUCGUGUUAAAAGGUCUGGAUCUGUAGAGAUGUUUGGGUCCUUCUACCCAUCUUACAAUAGUGGAAGAAGCAGAGCGAAUAGUGACGGUAGUGAUCAGGAUGAUCUUCAAACUUCCUCUGUGCAACCUGAUGUCUCAACCACAAAUGACUCUUCAGUGUCUUUGCUUCCCAUUGGUGAGGCCGAUGAUGAUCAUGUAGAGGAAGAGCUACCCGCUUCCCCACAACCAACUCCUGAUGAUUCUAAUGAAGCAAAUGCAGAAGACUUUAUAGAUGAUUCCAUUGCUAGACCUCGUACUGUACGAUCAGGGUCUGUGGAUAUGUUUGGAUUCAUUUAUCCGGAGGAUCAGAAUGUUAGUGAAAUUCAAAGAAGGCCAUCGCAGCCAAUUGUGGUUCCACAGGCUAGGGUUAAAAGGUCUGGAUCAGUAGAAAUGUUUGGCUUUUCAUAUCCUGAAUACAAGAAUGGUGAAGCUUUAGACACUGCUGCUGGUGGAGAUAAUCAAUUAGAACAAGUCCCAAUGGCAAGGGUUAAGAGAUCAGGAUCAGUAGAAAUGUUUGGGUUCUCAUAUCCAGCAAGAAAAGGUGCUGAAGAUUCAGAAGAUAGCGAAAACUCAGAUAGUUAUGGUCAAAAGAAUAGUCAAGUUAGAAGGUUUUCUAUCCCUCAAGGACGGUCUAAAAGGUCUGGAUCUGUAGAAAUGUUUGGCUUCUCAUUCCCUGAAAAGAAAAGUGAGGAAACCCCAGAAAGUGAACCUCAAUUGGAAAGUGAAGGUCAAAAUCACAGUCAGGUCCGCCGCUUCUCUAUUCCGCAAGCACGCACGACUAGGUCAGGUUCGAUUGAAAUGUUUGGAUUCACCUUCCCAGAAAGCAAAACCGAUGAUGAAGGACAAAGGGUCCGUUGUCAAGUCAAGUCUCCUUGGUUUAGAGUAAAACGGUCAGGGUCAGUAGAAUUGUUUAGUGGUUCAUUUACAGCACACAAGAGGGUUGGGCUUUCAAACAAUGCAGACAAUGUAGAUCAAAAUACUGAUAACCAAAACACCUCUGUUGAGCCUGACGAUAUCAUUGCAGAAGAUGAAGCAGAGCAUGCAGAAGAAGAGCGACCAGCUUGUCCUAGAAAUUCAACUGGGCUCCCUGCUGAAACAUUGUCCCACCUUGCCACCAUGGCAAAUUUAUCCUCAGAAUUUGAGUCAACUCCUGAAUCUGACCUACCAACCACCCAAGUCCUUGAACACUCCAACCCACAAACGGACAAUACACAACAAGCAGAAAAAGAACACACAGAGUCCAAAAAUUCUCAAGACCUUACACAAGCUCCUAGAAAAGAUUCUGAGUCAAUCAGCAGUGCUGAUUUUGUCAUGAUCCAACAUGACGAUUUCUGGAAAGAAGUGAAAAGAGAUUUACCCAAGGAUGGGGGUAAAGAGAAAGAUUUGGAGAAUGUCAGAGAGGGGAAAAAUGAUGGAGAAGCUGUAUCACAUAGUGAGCUUCCAGGAAAUCAAGAAAGUGAUCGAAAUGCUAAUGGAGCUAAUAGUAAUCACGCUGUAACUGAGGAAACAACAGAACCUGUGGUCAGAAUUGAUGUUCCAACGGUGUCUGUCACGGUCCAAAUCAGAGAUCCCAAAGAUGAAACAGCCGUUGAUGGACAAGCUGCUUCAAAUGCAGCGGAAGCGGAAGAUCAGGUUUCUGAUAUGCCGCCCUCUGCUGUGCAAAGACGGGUCAAGGGUGAAGCAAGUGCCGACGAGAGCAAACGAAGAUCGCUGAUGCUGUGGGUAGAUCCAGAUCUGGUGCAGACGGUUCGACCCGACCAGAGUACAAAGAGUCCACAGCAUUCGCCGGAAGACAUCCCUUCGGAUCUGAAGAGGCUGAAGAAGGUUAUAAGGAAGGAGCGAUGGGCAAGUGAAACAGAACAUGAGGUUCGCAAGGAGAUGUGGAAGAAUCUUUGUCUCCAGAACAGCGCAGGAGCAUCUGUGUCCCAUGUCUACCAGGAAGUCGAAGAAGGACUCUUUGGGAAAGGGCCAGACUCAAUUGACCCAUCAUCCAUCACCCUACCCAGCUUUGUGGACCCUGACCACUCUGCCGCCUCCUACGCCCUCAAGUCGGAGGGUCAAGCCCGACUCAACCGCCUCCUCUGCGUACUCGCCGACACAAGACCCGACAUCCUCUUCUGUCCACUGCUGGCGCCUUUGGCUGGCAUGCUUCUGCAUUACAUGAGUCCGGAAGAGGCCUUUGACAGUCUCUCGGCGCUCCUAGGAAGCACCCGCUACAAGUUCUUGGAGGUGUCCUGGGUGGAACACGAAUCCUUCAGGAUCAGUUUUGAGAAGCUGGCUGCAAGGUUUGCGGCAUCAGCUCAUAAGAUGUUUAUCAAGCAAGGAGAUGUCUCGGAAAUCUAUAACGACUGGAUAUGGUGGAUACUUGAGGAUCUGCCUUUCUCACAUAUCAUUCGAGUGAUGGACUGCUAUUUAUCAGAAGGACUGAAAAUCUUUUACCGAGUGGGGCUGGCCAUUCUCAUGCUUUACAAGAAACAUAGAGGUACCGCAGAGGCGCCCGAUGGCGUAGCUGCUUCUAUCCGAGAAUUUGUCAGGACCAUUCCAGUCAGCCCAAACACUCUCCUAACAGUUGGAUUCCAGUUCCGAGGUUUGUCUAGGUCUGUCAUAGGAACAUAUCAGACAAAACACAAAGAGACGCUACGAGAAGACAAUUCACCGUACAGGGCCGCUAGCAGAAGACAGAAUGAUGGCAUCACCAAGCUUAACCACAUAAAUUCAUGUAUAAUCUCCCAUCAACAGCUGCACACUCUAUGGAGCUGGGUUCCAAGUCGGUUUAGCAUCUAUCAACCGAGGUUGGUCUUCACGACACAAGAGCAUGGAUUCUCGUUGACGACCUUCUAUACAAGGUGUGAAUACUGUGAGCCUACCAUUCUACUCAUCAAGACGUCGGACCAAGAGAUCUUUGGAGCUUACCUAUCAGCAAGCUGGAGCACCCGAAACGACGGAGACCAGAAGGGUAUCUACUUCGGCACCGGCGAGAGCUUCCUCUUCAGCUUCGCACCAGAAGAAAAGAAGUACCCCUGGGUCGGGAUCCUCCCCAAGGAAGAAACGAAGGAGGAGGUGGAGAAAGAAGAGAAGAAGGAGGAGGAGAAAGAAGAGAAGGAGGAGGAGAAGGAGGAGGGGGAGGUGAAG
Molecule: messenger RNA, 6209 nt
Organism: Lytechinus variegatus (green sea urchin)
Lineage: Eukaryota; Metazoa; Echinodermata; Echinoidea; Temnopleuroida; Toxopneustidae
Source: RefSeq, a predicted model, not a curated record